AUCAGAGCUCCCUUGGAUUUUUAUGUCAAUAUACUACAGAAUACAUCGGCUAAAAGAUUAAUCCAAAAUGGCGGCGCACGUGGAAGAGAAAGACGUGAAUUGCAAACGUUCCAAAAUUGACGAUACUCCGGAUCAGACUUCUGUGCAGUCAACUAAAAAAAUAAAAAAGGACAAAGUUGAAAGUGAGGAUAGAGUAUCCAAAACACUGGAGAGUUUUGAUGGUUUUGAGGUGUUAAAAAUCCUCUAUAAAAAUCCACAAAAUAAAUCGGUGUUUCUCUACGGGAAAUUUCAAGGCAAUGAUGAUAAUGCAGUUGUGUUACUGGAAAAAACGCCUUUUCCCGUGUCAGCGCUGUCUACACUUUUAUCUGCCGAUGUUUCAUUGAAACCGCUCUUACAGAACGAUAUAUACAGUGUGUAUGAUGGACUCCCCAAGCAGGAUCUGGGCUUCAGUGGAAUCAAGACAACAGUAAUAUAUCCAGCAACAGAGCGUCACAUAGAGAAGUACACUGAUCAGGAUGUUGCCUUGAUUGAAGAAACCUGCGAUGAUUACUGCAACAUCACACUGCCUUAUCUUGAGGAACAGACCUUCAAAAUACAGUGGGUCUACAAUAUUUUGGAGAAGAAAGCAGAGGAGGUUGAGCGUAUUGUCUACGAGGAUCCAGACCAUCAGGAUGGCUUUGUCUUACUCCCAGACAUGAAAUGGGACAGGAAACAAAUGGAAAACCUGUACUUGGUUGCUAUCUGUCAUAGAAAGGGUAUCAAAAGCCUGAGAGACUUAAAUCAUCAACACCUGCCAUUGCUGAGAAAUAUUAGAGACAAGUGCCAGAAAGAAGUUCAAGAGAAAUAUUGCAUAGCAUCAGACCAACUCAGAUUAUACCUACACUACCAGCCCUCAUACUACCACCUUCAUGUCCAUGUGACUCACGUGAAAUUUGACGCUCCAGGGUCAGGGGUCACAAGAGCACACCUUCUGUCAGAUGUCAUUGAGAACAUAGAGCUCAUGCCUGAUUAUUACCAGCGGAAGACACUGACCUGCGUUCUCAGAGAGAAAGAUGGACUUUUGGCAAGGUUUAGGGAAGUGAGAGGCCAGAAGAAGUGAGACAACUUUAUUUGAUCUGACUUCUUAUAUGUUAGCGUUUCCAAUGUUGAAGCUGAAAAGAGGUUUUGAGUCUUAGACAUAAGCUGUACAAAUGAUGUAAGCCACGCUGGAUGUUAUAAGCAAGCCAUCUCUGGCAGUUGUGGAGUGAACUUAAAAUAAAAACCCAUUGUCUUUUGUUCCUAUUCUGAGAGUGUUUUAA
Messenger RNA from Acanthaster planci (crown-of-thorns starfish), 1298 nucleotides. RefSeq names its product decapping enzyme, scavenger (gene dcps). Gene Ontology annotation, cellular component: P-body; nucleus. NCBI's taxonomy places the organism in Eukaryota, Metazoa, Echinodermata, Asteroidea, Valvatida, Acanthasteridae. Gene Ontology annotation, molecular function: RNA 7-methylguanosine cap binding; hydrolase activity. The record is from RefSeq and is a predicted model, not a curated record. Gene Ontology annotation, biological process: deadenylation-dependent decapping of nuclear-transcribed mRNA.